AUGCCCCUGACUCGAUCCUUGUCCAUGAGCUCCCUUAGCGGCCUUCCCCUGUGGGAGGACGAGGACCUCCCCGUGGAAGACUUGCUGCUGUUUGAAGUAGCCUGGGAAGUCACCAACAAAGUGGGGGGUAUCUACACAGUGAUCCAGACCAAGGCUAAGAUAACAGUGGAUGAAUGGGGGGAGAAUCUCUUCAUGAUGGGGCCGUACUAUGGGCACAACUUCAAGACCCAGGUGGAGGCAUGCGACCCUCCAAACCCUGCCAUAAAGAAAGCCAUGGACGCGCUCAACACCAACGGCUGCCAGGUCCACUUUGGGCGCUGGUUGAUAGAGGGCAGCCCCUAUGUGAUCCUGUUUGACAUCGAGGCAGCCGCCUGGAACCUGGACCGCUGGAGAGGGGACCUGUGGGACACCUGUGGUAUCGGCAUGCCUUUUAACGACCGAGAGGCCAAUGACGCGCUCAUCUUUGGAUCCCUGAUAGCCUGGUUCUUCAAAGAGUUGACGGACCAAACAGGGGACAUGCCAAAUGUCAUCGCUCACUUCCACGAAUGGCAGGCCGGGGCGGGGCUUAUUCUCAUCCGCUCACGGAAGAUCCCCGUGGCAACCGUGUUCACGACCCAUGCCACUUUGCUGGGCCGGUACCUGUGUGCUGGCAAUGUGGACUUCUAUAACAACCUGGACAAAUUCAACGUCGACCAGGAGGCUGGGGAGAGGCAAAUCUACCACCGAUACUGUCUGGAGAGGGCUGCUGUCCACUGUGCUCAUGUCUUCACAACAGUGUCCCAGAUCACUGCUGCGGAAGCCAGCCACAUGCUGCACAGGAAGCCAGAUGUGGUGACCCCCAACGGUCUGAACGUGAAGAAGUUUUCAGCCAUGCAUGAAUUUCAGAACCUCCACUCCACCAACAAGAACCGGAUCCAGGAGUUCAUCCGUGGACAUUUCUACGGCCACCUGGACUUCAACCUGGAGAAGACCCUUUGCUUCUUCAUAGCAGGACGCUAUGAGUUCUCCAACAAGGGAGCAGACAUUUUCCUGGAGUCUCUGUCCAGACUCAACUACCUGCUGAGGGUGCAUAAGAGUGAUGUGACAGUGGUGGUGUUCUUCAUCAUGCCAGCAAAGACUAACAACUUCAACGUGGAAACACUGAAGGGACAGGCCGUACGCAAACAACUCUGGGACACUGCUCACAGUGUGAAGGAGAAGUUUGGGAAGCGACUGUAUGAGGCCUUGUUAAAAGGGGAAAUCCCUGACAUGAACACUAUCCUGAACAGAGAUGAUUUCAGCAUCAUGAAGAGAGCCAUCUUUGCUACACAGAGACACACUCUCCCUCCAGUAACCACUCACAACAUGCUUGAGGACGCGUCGGACCCCAUCCUGGCCAACGUGCGGCGUAUCGGCCUCUUCAACUCUCGCACGGACCGCGUCAAGAUAGUAUUCCACCCAGAGUUCCUGUCCUCCACCAGUCCCCUGCUGCCUAUGGACUACGAGGAGUUUGUACGAGGCUGUCACCUGGGAGUCUUCCCCUCCUACUAUGAGCCCUGGGGAUACACACCGGGUGAGUGCACGGUGAUGGGGAUACCCAGUGUCACCACCAACCUGUCUGGUUUCGGUUGUUUCAUGGAGGACCAUGUCUCAGACCCCGCCGCAUAUGGGAUUUACAUUGUGGACCGAAGGUUUCGCUCGGCUGAUGAGUCAUGCAACCAGCUGACCCAGUUCAUGCUCUCCUUCUGUCAGCAGUCCAGACGACAACGCAUCAUCCAGCGGAACCGCACAGAGAGGCUGUCUGACCUGCUGGACUGGAGGUACCUGGGACGGUUCUACCAGCAUGCCCGCCACUUGGCCCUAAGCAGAGCCUUCCCUGACAAGUUCCAGAUGGAUCCUCUGGUCCCUCCUAAGACUCAGGGAUUCCGUUACCCCCGGCCCGCCUCUGUGCCCCCCUCCCCAUCUGCCUCCCUACACUCCACCCCCCACCACAGUGAUGAAGACGAUGACGAGGACUAUGAUGAAGAUGUAGAGGCAGAGAGAGAUAGGCUGAACAUUAAAGCGCCUUUCUCUCUAAGGGACGUGCUUGAGGGCGAGAAAAAACUGCCAGGAGAGUCUGGCAACUGAUAGGUCAAAGGUCACAGUUGACAAGUCAUGCCAGAAGAUCUGGGUGGCACACACUGGUAAUACUAUCAGAUACCUGUUUGGUUCACCCUCACAGAAAACCCACAGACCUCUGCUUAUAUUGAGAGAUUCAUUUAUAUAAGUAAUUGUUCAGACUAGAUUUAGAAAAUACUAAAAUAAUUGUAGAUUAUAGGAUAUGUAAAAAUGUCAUGCUUUGAUUCUGGACAAACUCAGUCCUUAGAAAUGUAUUUGUCUCAUCAAAAGUCUGGCAA
Molecule: messenger RNA, 2375 nt
Organism: Hypomesus transpacificus
Lineage: Eukaryota; Metazoa; Chordata; Actinopteri; Osmeriformes; Osmeridae
Gene: gys2
Product: glycogen synthase 2
Exons: 16
Coding region: 1-2106 (701 amino acids)
Biological process (GO): glycogen biosynthetic process
Cellular component (GO): cytoplasm
Molecular function (GO): alpha-1,4-glucan glucosyltransferase (UDP-glucose donor) activity
Source: RefSeq, a predicted model, not a curated record